Molecule: messenger RNA, 1061 nt
Organism: Pistacia vera
Lineage: Eukaryota; Viridiplantae; Streptophyta; Magnoliopsida; Sapindales; Anacardiaceae
Product: bifunctional pinoresinol-lariciresinol reductase 2-like
Exons: 4
Coding region: 87-1025 (312 amino acids)
Molecular function (GO): oxidoreductase activity
Source: RefSeq, a predicted model, not a curated record
UCCUCUACGUGAUUCAUAUGUAAAUAUUAACCAGAUGCAAAUAUUAAUUUGUAUUCGGUCAGAAAUUAAGAGCAAGAGAUCUAGAGAUGGAGAAAAGCAAAGUGUUGAUUGUUGGGGCUACAGGUUACUUGGGGAAGCGGUUGGUGAAGGCGAGUCUAGCGCUUGGCCAUGAAACCUACGUACUCAACAGAGAAGAGAUUGGUGUGGAUAUUGAGAAAGUUCAAAUGCUCUUGGGGUUCAAAGAGCAAGGAGCCCAUCUAGUUCCGGGUUCUUUUAACGAUCACCAGAGUCUUGUUAAAGCUGUGAAGUUAGUUGAUGUUGUCAUUUGUGCAAUUUCUGGUGUUCAUAUCAGGAGCCACCAAAUUCUCCUUCAGCUCAAGCUUGUCGAUGCCAUCAAAGAAGCCGGAAACGUAAAGAGAUUUUUGCCGUCCGAAUUUGGGACUGAUCCAGCGAGGAUGGGGCACGCAAUGGAACCUGGAAGAGUGACGUUUGAUGAUAAAAUGGUAGUAAGAAGAGCAAUUGAAGAAGCUGGAAUUCCUUUUACGUAUGUUUCCGCAAAUUGCUUCGCUGGUUACUUUCUUGGCGGCCUUUGUCAACCUGGUAGGAUUCUUCCUUCUAAAGAUUCUGUAUUCUUGCUCGGUGACGGCAACACAAAAGCUAUAUAUGUGGAUGAAGAUGAUAUAGCGAUGUACACAAUCAAAUCAAUAGAUGACCCUCGAACCCUCAACAAGACUUUAUAUAUUAGACCACCCAAAAAUAUCUUAUCUCAAAGAGAAGUUGUCGAGACUUGGGAGAAAUUGAUUGGGAAAGAGUUGCAUAAAUCCUCCAUCUCCGAGGAACAAUUUCUAGCUUCCCUAAAAGGUCAAAAUUACGCGGAACAAGUUGGUUUAACACAUUAUCAUCAUGUAUGUUUCGAGGGGUGUCUUACAAAUUUCAAAAUCGGAAACAAAGGAGUGGAAGCUUCUGAACUUUAUCCAGAAAUUCAAUAUACUACCGUCGAUCAUUACAUGCACCGCUAUUUAUAAAAUGAUUGUUCCCUCAUUACUAAUGUCCUGCUUUUC